AUAUUUUGUUGCUUUGGAUAUGAGCAAAUUUUCAUGAUUUUUGUGAUGCAGUUUGUCAAGAAUGUCCAUGAUAUGAUGGUCAGAACAAUGUACCAAGUACCAGGCAAUGCAAAGUUUCAAGGUGAAAAUAGUUUGGUAGAGGGGCUGACUAUUGAGAAGAAGGGAAAAACAUUUAAAAUAUUUCCAGGGAAAGUCUCUGAUGAUCAAAUAACUGCUAUCCAGGAUGCAUAUUGGAGCAUGGCAUCCGCAUUGGAAGAGGCUGAUGGCAUUGACUACACCAAUCCGGAUGAGUUGGAAUUACUAGUGGCAACUCUAUUAGAUAUGGAUGCAAUUGAUGGCAAAAGUAGUGCUACCCUUCUUGCAGAGUGUUCAAGCUCUCCUGAUGUUGGUACAAGGCAAGCACUAGCAAAUGCACUGGCAGAUGCUCCAUCAAUGUGGACUCUUGGCAAUGCAGGAAUGGGAGCCCUACAGAGAUUAGCACGUGAUAGCAAUCCAGCUGUUGGAGCUGCCGCAUCCAAAGCUAUAGAGGAGCUGAGGAGACAAUGGCAAAUAGAAGAAGGAGACACUUUGCUUUUUAGUAUGGAUGAAAGAUACUUAAAUACAGAGAUCGACAAGGAAUCAGAUAAAUGUUAGCGUAUCUUUGAGGACAUUUAGGAUUAAACAUGUAUAUUUUCUACCUUCCUAACAAACAAUGUAUAUAUUAAAAGUUUAUCAUACAAUGUAACAACAAACAACUGAAGUAGGUUCACCUGGCCUGGCUUUGGCGUAUAUCAAAUUCGAGGCUUCUACAAGCCUGGUAGUAUGAAUGUUCAAUCAAAUUUAUUUUAGUCUGA
This is a messenger RNA of Cryptomeria japonica (Japanese cedar), 833 nucleotides long. RefSeq names its product senescence-associated protein AAF, chlorolplastic-like. The transcript has 6 exons. Lineage: Eukaryota; Viridiplantae; Streptophyta; Pinopsida; Cupressales; Cupressaceae. The coding region runs from base 34 to 633 and encodes 199 amino acids. The record is from RefSeq and is a predicted model, not a curated record. Gene Ontology annotation, cellular component: chloroplast. Gene Ontology annotation, biological process: leaf senescence; cellular response to oxidative stress.